CCGCGAGGGAAGAUCAUCAAUAUUCGAAGUCACAAUCGAAGAUGAACAUCCUAACGAUACUCGCGACAACACUUCUUCUGAGUGGCUUCGCCACGGCAGCAGAAAGCUCAAGCUCAAGCUCAAGCUCAAGCUCAAGCUCCGCGACGUCUUCGGCUUCGGCUUCGGCAUCAUCCUCCGAAAGUAGAGGACAGUUGUUGGUUCCGUUAGAAAGGAGCUCUACCAGAAACUUACUGGAUUUGGUGAGCAGUACUACGAGCAAUUCUGCGACAACCGCAUCGGCUCUAGCCGGUGCGAAGGCAACUCUUCGAGCGAGUAAAGCAACAAAUGCCGCCCAAGCGGAAGCUUUGACGCAAGCGGCAGCUUCUGCAGCUGUGAAUGCAAAAGCACGCGCAACCGAAGCUGCUGCAGCGCAAGCCACUAACGCAGCCGUUAACGCGCAAGGGAAGGCUUCCGCGCAGGCUACUGCAACAGUGGAAGCGGCAGAAUCUUUAAGGAAAUCGGCACUCCAAGCCCAAUCCGCUGCGAGCAAUUCCAAAUCGGAGGCAGCUCAAGCUUUAAACUCAGCUAAUGCCGGAGCCAGUGCUCUCGUGACUGCUUCUGCCCAGGCCUUAUCUGCGAAGAAGGCGGCCCUCGCCUAUGCUGCUGCUGCCGCUGACGCAAACACUGCAGCGGCUAACGCUCGUGCCGCCGUUCUCGCCGCAGAAGCUGCCACUCGAGCAGCCGCCCAAGCCGAAAAAGACUUCGCAAAUGCCUCCUCCCUUGCGGUUAAAGCCCAAGCUGAAUCCAAAGCUGCCGCAGCCGCGGCUGCAGCAGCGAAACUCGCCGCAUUAGCCGCCGCCGAUGCCAGCGCCCAAGCCAAUGCAAGAGUUAGAAUCACUUCCGUUCAAGCUGCCAACAAUGCUCUCAACAAAGCAAACGAUGCUCAAGCCACAGCCGAGGCUGCAGCCAUAGCCAGAAGCAGCUCCAGGGACGCACAAGCAAACUGGGUUGAUAACAGGUCCAGUUCUUCAUCAUCGUCCAGUGCGUCGUCCAGUGCAUCGGGCAGUGCAUCAGCCAGUGCAUCGACCAGUGGAUCGGCCAGUGGAGAAGCCGAUUCGGAAGCCGAUUCAGGAUCUAAUGCAUCAGCUGGUUCACCAGCCGGUUUUAAUGCUGAUUCUUCCGGUUCUUCCGGUUCAGCCACCGGUUCAGCUGCUGAUUCAGCCACCAGUUCAGCUUCCGGUUCAUCAGCUCGUUUAGUUGCCGGUUCUGCAGCGGACUCAUCAGCUAGUUCAACUGCCAGUGGAUCAGCUGGUUCAGCAACCAGUGGAUCAGCUGGUUCAGCAGCCAGUGCAUCAGCUGAUUCAGCAGCUAAUCCAGAAUCUGAAGCUUCCUCCAAUGCCUCCGCCGGCGCCUCCUCUAGUGCUUCCUCCAGUGCUGCCUCCGCUGAUGCCUCCACUGAUGCUUCCGCCAUUGUUUCCAUCGAUAACUCCGCCGAAGCUCUUUCUAGCUCCUCUGCCGAGUCUUCGUCGUCCUCCUGGUCCUCUUCCAGCCAGAAUAUCUGGUCUUCGGAUUGGGUAUAUAAUCGCGUAUUCGUAUAUGAUUCAGCAUCAAUCUGCGAAGUACCGUACAAGAUGAACAUACAAGCGACAUUCGUGUUUUGCCUGCUCGCAUUGUUCGGCAGCGUGGCCCAAGCUUGGCCACCAAGGUCAUCCGAAAACAGUGACUCGUCCGCAGCAUCUUGGUCUUCGAGUUCGGCCUCGAGCUCGUCCUCGUCCUCGUCCUCGGCUUCUGCUUCGACUUCAUCAAGUUCGACAGACGAUAACAGCAGGGUUAGAGCAUGGAAGAAGGGCGGAGGAGGCGGCGACAGCUUAGUACUGUUGAUCGAUGCAUCAGAAGACCCGAAAAACAGAGAGCUUCUAGAGACGGACGCCGGAUUGGGUGCGGUCGCUGCAUUAGCGCGAGCUGCCGCGGAUGCCCAAACUAAAACAGCAAUAAGCGCCGAUGUUACGGCUAAUAAGGCAACCACAAAAGCUCUGUUAUUGGACGAGGCUGCAAUAAGGGCGGAAAACGCAGCGAAUCAAAAGAUCCGUAAGGCGUUGUUAGCGACACAAGCUCUCGUCUUAGCAUCCAGUCGUGCGAAAAUAGCAGCUAGAGCUGCGAAGGAAGCUGCUGCGGUCUCUGCUGCGGCUGCCGCAAAAGCUUCCACUAAUCAAGUAAAAGCCAACGCUGACUCGCUUGUCGCUAACAGAGCUGCAGCCGCUCUUCUUGCCGCUGCCGAGGAAGCUCUUCAAAAAGCCAGUGCUUCGCAGAAUGCAGCAGCCGAAGCUGCUGCGAAAGCUCGCGCCGCAGCUAACGCGAAUGCCGCAACCACCAGAGCCGCGGCCUCGGCUGUACUCGCCGAAGCUCGUGCCAAAAACGCUAUCACUAAAGCAUUUGCCGCUCAAAUGACGGCUUCUUCUCAGAUUAAUGCCGCCUUUCAAGUACAAAAUAAUGCGAACACACUGCAAGCUGGAAGCGCUUCUUUAGUCGAAUCCAGAGCAGAAGCCGCAAUAUCUGCAGUUGCGGCACAAAAUGCCAUCGUCGCAGAAGCUAAUGCUCAACUCGCUUAUUUCAACAAAGCAUCUUCAGAUGGUUCCAAUGAGGCUUCGGCUUCAGCUUCGGCAUCAGCCUCCUCGAGUAGUAGCAAUGCAUCCUCGAGUGCGUCCUCGAGAUCGUCAACGGUUGCUUUUAAUAGAGCACCAAACGUGGUUUUAAAUAGGGCACCUCAAUUAGGUGUUAACCCGGCAGCGGUCGCAUCGGCUCGAGCCAGCAUCUCGGCAAAUGCUGCAGCAAACGAAAAAUCAGCUCAAGAUACGCGAGCAAUCGCUUUGGCCCGAGCAAGAGUUGCCGCUAUAGCGGCAACACGAGCAAUCGCAAGGACGCAAGAAGCCGUUGCGGCGGGAAGAGCCGCAAAUAAAGCUAAUGCGCUUGCUUUUGCUAAAACUUCGGCAGCAAUUUCUGCAUUAGCUGCAGGAGAGGCUGCCGCCCAAAAGGCGACUGCUGCUGUUCUCGCCGUAAGGACUUCCAAUCUUAAAUCUUCCAAAUGCGCAGAGGAAGCUCUGGCGGUGCAGAAUAAUGCGAAUGGAGAAGCGGAACAGGCGAGUCGUGCCGCUGCUGCUAAUCUUGCCGCGGCCAUCCGUACCCGAGACAAUGCUCUCGAUACGAGGAAAGAAGCAGCUCGGCUGAAGGCUCUCGCCACAGCUGCCGCCAACGCCAAUAACAAAGCGACCAGUCUUAACGAAGCUUCUAGGAGUCAAGCAGCAGAAGCAAACUCCGCUGCCGAGGAUACAUCUUCCGAUCAACUUGCUGCUCUCACUCAAUCUAGGGCCCUUGAUACGCUCAGCACGAGUCUCGGUAUCCUCCAAAGCAUCCUAUCCUCCAGACAAGAGUCCAAUGUGGCCGAAGAUGAAGCUUCCGCCGCAGCCAAAGCCUCGCCUAGCACUGCCAUAAGAGACGGACUUAACCUUGGUCUCGGCUCUGAUGCUGGUGCAGCCGCUCAAUUGAGAGCCCAAGCCGCAGCAUUAGCACGAGCAAGUAGAAGAAUUAGUUCCGGUCCUGCGUUACCAGCACGGAGGAGCGAAGAAUCUUCGGAAUCGUCAGCCUCUGCAGUUGCUAGCUCUAGCGCCAAUUCUAGUUCCAAUUCUCGCAAAAUUAAAGAAACUACGGACAAGCAGGUAGCGUGUAAUGUUUGGACAGUUGUGCGAUGUGGUAUAAAAUGGAGGAGUAUCGGUGCAGGUGCAUCAAUCGACGAAGAUCCUACGAAGAUGAAGUAUCUCUCAACGCUCGUGUCGUCGCUCUUGUUGGGAGCCUGUGUGCUCAGUGUCCAUGCCGACAGAUCGUGGGCAGCAUCGGAUGCAAACGCUCAGUCGUCAUCCCCAGCAGAAUCGUCAUCUUUUUGGGAAAAUUCAUCCAGUGCAAGCGCAGGAGCGCCAGCUACAGCGGAUUCAUCUGUCUGGGAUGAUUCCUCCAGCCCAAACGCGGGAGCAUCAGCUGCAGCAGAAUCGUCAUCUAGCUGGGAAGAUUCAUCCAGCAGAAGCGCUAGUUCCAGUUCAAGCGCUAGCUCCAGUUCAAGCACUAGUUCCAGUGCAAGCGCUAGCUCCAGCGCAAGCUCUAGCUCCAAUGCUAGUGCUAGCGCUAGUACGGAAGGGUCUAGCGAAUCAAGGAAGGGUAUCGCAAUUGAGGGAGCCCUUGUAGGUACGGGCGCGGCAAAUUCGGCUGCGGCAUCCGCGGAACUGCUUUCGGACACCAUAGGAUUAAGUCAAGGUAGUCUUCAAGCACAAAUAGCGGCCGUAACGCAAAUUAACGUUGCCAGCGAAGCCGUCAACCAAGCUAAUCGAUUGGCGGCUGCUGUAACAGCCGCGGUGUCAGCCGCAGCUUCCGCACAAGAGAACGCCGCGUUGUUAGCACGAGCUUCGGUGAGCGCGGCUGAAAGUGCGGCUAAUGCCAGCUCGAAGGCAGAGGCGAGCUCCGAAGCGGCUAAAACGGCUGCGGAGAAAGUUUUAUUGCUCGCGCAAAACUCCGCACAAGCGCAAGCUCGUGCAACCGAAGAGUCAGAAUCUUCGAACAGAGACUCAGCUGCCAACGCGGCCACCGCCGCGGAAGCCGAAAGGAAAGCCACCUUGGCUCUAAGAGCUAUAGCUGAUGCCAAGGCCAAGGCCGCUGCAGCCGUUGCCGCUCAAUCGGAGGUUGCUGCGGCCACCGCAGCCGCUGCAAAGGCACGCUCCGAAGCCGAGGCAGGUGCCACUUUAGCCGCGGCAGCGCGUGUUGUCGCCGCAUCCGAAAAUGCUGCUUCCAAUCGAAACAACCGUCAAGCUGGUGUAGCUCAAGCCGGAGCAUCCGCCGCAGCCGAGACUAGAGCGCUCGCAUCCUCUGCCGCAGCCACCGCUAAAGCAGCCGCUUACUCUAAUGCCGAUGUCCGAACACUUUCCGUAGCUGCUUUGGAAUCCUCCAUAUCUUCUUCCUCAAGUAGUAGUGCUAGUACAUCCUCAUCUGCCAGUAGCAAUGCCAGUAGCAGUGCCAGUAGCGGUUCCAACAAUGGUUCCAGUAAUGGUUCCAGCAAUGGUUCCAGCAGCGGUUCCAACAGCGGUUCGAGCAACGAUUCUAGCAGCGAUUCUCAAAACCUCAGAGGAGAUGAUGCUUCAUCCAAUAUCAGCAACGCAGCUGAAGCCGAUAAUAGAGCUAACUCGUUGGACCUAAAAUAAUCUCUCUUCCUUUGACCAGAUCGUCCGUCCAUCCGUUCACCGAUGGAGUACCCGAAGUGCUUACUUACCACUAAACUAGAAUCACGAUUAUGCUCAAUAAUAAAUCUGUAAUAGAACCAAUAUCUGAAAAAUAUUUUACGAGUAAACUUCUCAUAAACGAAUUCUUGCAAACCCGAAAA
This is a messenger RNA of Vespula pensylvanica (western yellowjacket), 5398 nucleotides long. RefSeq names its product pneumococcal serine-rich repeat protein-like. Lineage: Eukaryota; Metazoa; Arthropoda; Insecta; Hymenoptera; Vespidae. The transcript has 5 exons. The record is from RefSeq and is a predicted model, not a curated record. Bases 42 to 5219 code for a protein of 1725 amino acids.